Molecule: messenger RNA, 4565 nt
Organism: Condylostylus longicornis
Lineage: Eukaryota; Metazoa; Arthropoda; Insecta; Diptera; Dolichopodidae
Product: breast cancer anti-estrogen resistance protein 3 homolog
Exons: 10
Coding region: 87-3245 (1052 amino acids)
Biological process (GO): positive regulation of peptidyl-serine phosphorylation; small GTPase-mediated signal transduction
Molecular function (GO): phosphotyrosine residue binding; guanyl-nucleotide exchange factor activity
Source: RefSeq, a predicted model, not a curated record
UCGAAUUCCACUCGUUUGAUGUUUUUUGUUAUAUUAAAAGAUCAACAAACUUAUAAAUAAAUUUGUAUGCAUGUUCAUUUGCAAAUAUGGGAAAUAAAUUUGCAAAACAAAAUCCUGGAAGUAAAUUGAAAAAGCGAAGAACUCAAAGUAUAACAUGGAAUUUUCGAUAUUCAACUAUGCGGCGGAAAAAUGCUGCAAUUAUAGUGUCAGAUGAAGAAAAGCAAGAUGAAAAUAAAAGUAAAUUUGAGGUAUCAGAAUGGUUAAAAAGCUUGGAAUUAAGCGAAUAUGAGAGAAAUUUCAAGAAAUUUACAAAAAUUGAAAAGCUUUUAAAAUUAACCGAGAAUGAUGUAAAAAGCUUAGGAAUAAAAAAUUCUACUCAUAGGACACGAAUCAUAACAAGUUUGGUUGAGUUACGUGAUAUUUUUCAAAAGAGGACAGUAGAAGAUGGAAAAUUAACCUUUCCUAGAUCAAAAAAAUCUGAAUCGGAUAAUGGUAGACAUAGUAUAGCAGAAAUUGGAGCAAACAAUAAAAAUAAUGUAAAAAAUGGAUUAUCGUCACCAAAGAGACAAAAUAGUGAAACUAGUAUUAAAACUAAGGAUAGCACAGCGAAUAUAUCUAAUGAUGUUAAAGAAGAAACAUUUAAAACAGAAUCAAUAUAUGAAAUUUUAAACCCAGAAAAUACUAAGCAGAGUAAAAGUUGUGGAGAUCUUGUGGACAUGGAUUCGACAACAACAACACCAACAUUGGAAAUCGGUCACGAAGCUUUGGUUUUAAAGAAGGCACUGGAAUGGGAAUUAAGUUUAGACUCACGAGAUUUAAGAUCACAUGCAUGGUAUCAUGGCGCAAUACCACGUCAAAGAUCCGAAGAAAUUGUACAAAAAGAUGGAGAUUUUCUAGUGAGAGAUUGUGCAUCUCAGCCCGGAAAUUAUGUUUUAACUUGUAAAUCGAAAUCAGUCACUUUACAUUUUGUAAUUCAUAAGAUUUUAAUUCAACCGGAAACUGUGUAUGAAAGAGUUCAAUAUCAAUUCGAGGAAGACGCUUAUGAUACUGUCCCAGAUCUUAUUACUUUCUAUGUAGGAUCAGGUAAACCUAUAUCUGCAGCAUCAGGAGCCAGAAUUCAAUAUCCUUGUAAUCGAAGUCACCCAUUAUCCUUUUACGGCAAUAAGUUUAUAGGUAACCAACUGCAUAAUCAAAUUCUGACAGGUAUACGAGGAAUAAGCCCAGUUAAUUCACCUUCAAUCGCAAAUCUUCGUUUUAAUCCAUAUAAUCAGCAAGGCAGCUAUAACAAUACCGUAUCAACUCACCGCAGUCCAAUGUCCUCUCCACCAAGAACAAAACGAGAUACACCACCACGUCUGCCAUCAAAAAAACAAAGAUCUCAGUCUUUAACUCCACUACAAUCAAUCCAUUCUCAAAAUGGCGACAAAUAUUGCAGCGUCGAUGGUAUUUCUCUAGAUAAACAGCAACAAGGGCAGUUGAAUACAGAAAUUAAAAAAAUAGCAUCACAAAAUGAAAGAAGUUCUAGCGCAGACGGGAUAAUUCAAACUAAUGGAACGGUCGUCAGCAAUAUUCAAAAAUCAACUAAUGAAAAAUCUUCCAGCGCAGAUGGUGUUAUUAGACAUUGUAACGGCCAAAGAGCUCACUCACAUUCUUUACCUAGACCAAUGACCUCAAGUAGAUUAAAAAUGAAUAGUUCGAGGACAUCUAGUUUAAAUCGUGAAACAAGUAACUCUUCAUUAACUCCCUGCGCAGAGCAAAAUAAGCACAAGGAUGAAAAAGCCCCUAGUCCUCCUCCAAAGCCGACAAGGCCAAUUGGUACAAGCAUCAAUAAUAUAAACAAUAGCCAAAUUACUCCGACUCAAAGGGAAAAACGUGAAUCUAUAAAAGAACUACCAUUAGAACAACAAAAUCCAUUAAAUCGUGUCGCUUCUUAUCAUGCUAGUGGGUCAGAUUCUGGCAAUGGGUCUGGUGAUUCGGCUCAGAGUUCAGCCCCAGGAGAUCUUCUUGUUGAAGGUCAUGUGCCACACCGGGGUGUUAUAAUUAAAAAUCCUCGAUUCAUGACUAACUCGUUAUCAUCAAUGACUUUAAAAAGCUUUAAUGAAUUUGACAUUAUAGCUGCUGAACAAGAACUGGCUAGCAUGGAUAUUCCUAUAUAUCAGCAAUUAUCAAAAUUUGAUUUAGAAAACUUUAAUACACUCUUGUUACCGGCUGUUGAAAAUAACCCUUUAGACAGUGAUGCUUUAAACACAUUUCGAAUCAUGCUAUCUGAGACGGGACCAAGGAUAAUAGCCCAACAUUUAACACGCAUAGACGUGCUUUUGAUUUUAGGUGAAUUCGAUGACUUAAAAUCAUUUACUUCUGGGGAUGACAUUUGCACUUCAGAGUUUACAUCCAGCGAAAAAGACAAUAUUUUAUUUAACUGCAGUGGCAUUGAAUUAAUUACACUUCCCCACGGAGAGACUUUUAGGAACGAUUUAAUUGAAAGAACUCAAUGCAUUAAGCUAUUAGUUGCAAUUACCAUAAUGACUUGCCAAAAUGAUUUAGAAAGAGCUGAAAUAUUAGAUAAAUGGAUUCAAAUAGCUAUCGAAACAAAGACGGCCCUUGGAAACUUAUUUGGUUUCUGUGCAAUAAUGUUAGGACUUUGCAUGCCACAAAUACAAAAACUUGAGCAAACUUGGCAUAUACUAAGACAAAAAUUUACAGACAGUGCGUUUACAUUCGAAGCGAAAUUACGACCAACAUUAAAGAGCAUGAAUGACUGCUCAAACCCUCAAGCACCUAACACAACUGUUCCUCAUUUACUACCAUAUAUAUUAUUGCGGGACAGGACCGUUGAUGACAUUUUAAUGGCAACAACAACAAACUCGAAAACAGCGUCAAAUACCCAAACGAUGAAGUCACCGCAACAAAAAUCGUCUCUUGUAAUUCCAUGUGUUACAAACUGGGAGUCAAAUGCUGAUGAUUUUGGUAUUUCAAUACUAUUUUCUCACUUAGAUGCAGCUCGAAAUUUUACUAAAAAUAUUUCGUUAUACCGAAGAAAUGCUCAAAUAGUCUUAGAAAGUGCAAAAAGUCGUCUUGAUGAUUUAUUAAGUGAUGCGUUUAGGACCGAAUUUCAUAUUAAAUUUCUUUGGGGCAGCAAAGGUGCAUUAGUUUCAUCUGAGGAACGUCACUCUAAAUUAGAGCAUGUUAUAGGAAUAAUGGCUGAUAAGUUUUGUAAAACAGAAAUAAUUGGGAAUGCGGGUUAAGAAGGAAAACUUAAUUUUGUAUUGUAAAAAUAGUGCUAAAUGUAAUCUAUUUUUUUAAAAAGAUUAUUUUUGAUGAAUUUCCUAUACAGACUAUCUAGUCAUUUUAUCAAAGGUUGUAAAAAAAAUUUUUUUUUGUAUUACCAUUUUACUAUGUUAGCAAAUUUUAGCUAUGUAUAACUGUUGAGCUUUUAUUUAUUUUAAAUUUAGAUUGUAUUUACAUGAAUAAAUUAAUUAACUCGUUUUUUAGAAAUUAUUCGUAUAAUUUAAAUAAAAAAUCAUAUCUUGUUGUAAAAAGUUUUCACAUUACGUGUGUAUAUUCGAAAUUAAGUUUUCGAUUUAAUUUAUUAUUCAUAUUAUCGACGUCAUUAUUAUAGUUAUUAGAUGACACGAAGUUUAUAUUUUGCAUUACAGUUCUAUUGCAUUCUAAGUUCUUUAAAAUUGAUUUAGCACUUGGGUUUUCAUAAAUUUAAUAUUAUUACAUUGUUGUAAUGUCAAGAUCGAAUAAUUCCAACGUUGCAAAUUUUAAGUUUUUUCUCAAAUAAUUUUUAAUUUUUUUUUAUAUUUUUUCGAAUAUAAAACAAUUAUAUUUUUAAUUAUCAUCAAACUUUAUAAGUUCUUGGUUAAACUCUUUUUAAUAAAAAUAAAAAUUUUAUACAAACGAAACUUGCGAGAACUGCCCAGAAAAAACAAGCAACAAUUUUACAUUUUUAUACAAUUUUUACUAGCGAAACAAUUUUUAAACUUAGGAUUUAUACAUAAUUUGCGAUGAAAUUUUCAAUUCUUUAAAAAAUAUUUAUUUUAUAUUUUAAGCAAAAUAUCAAUUUGGAAAAAAUCAAAAAUAAAAUAUCAAAAUUGCAAAAUUUAAACUAUGAAAAAAUAGAAACUAAUUCUAAUUGUAGAAAUAUAAUUUAAAAAAAAAAUUAAAAGUGAAUACUAACAAAUUCUAUUAUACAGUAUAUUUUAAGUGACAAAACUUUUACGUAAUCUCCUUAAUUAUUACUAUUAUUAUUAUCAUUAUGUAUUUAUAAAAUAUGGAGGUAUUAACGCAUGUAUAUCAAAAUGAUAAUAAAUUAUACAAUAAAUUUUUGUUUUAUUAUUAUAAAUCAUAUAUUAUUAUAAAAUUGAAAAAUUUAUAUUAAAAAAUAAUAUACAAUAAAAUAAAUUAAAUAUUAAUGACCGUAAUUGAAAUUUGUUUCCUUAACCAAAAAUAUUAGAAUUUUCGUCAAGGUGUUAAAAGAAACGAAAUUCUUUAAUAUUGUUAAAUUUGUGAUAUCAAAAUUAAGCUUUGGUAUGUACUUUCCUUUCGCCUUUAAACAUGAC